Pocillopora verrucosa is the source of this 1154-nucleotide messenger RNA. RefSeq lists its product as uncharacterized. NCBI's taxonomy places the organism in Eukaryota, Metazoa, Cnidaria, Anthozoa, Scleractinia, Pocilloporidae. The record is from RefSeq and is a predicted model, not a curated record.
AGGAACAUUCGUGAUCAACAACAUGGCCAUGAAAUUAGUUAUAGAGACAGUGAAGGCGAGAUUCCCUGGGGUGCCGUAUAUCUCAACUGGAGAGUUGUGGCAGCUUAUGAAAAAAGGCAGUUCAAGUCAGAAGUUAGUCUUGUUGGAUGUUCGAGAAGAGAAAGAAUUUCAAGUUAGCCAUCUUUGCAGUGCCAGGCAUGUUGACCCAUCAACAAAAGACAUGGACAGUCUCAUGAAAACUAUUUGUGAAACAGGGAAAUCAUCUGAAGACAGUGUUCAGGUUGUGUGCUACUGUUCUGUGGGUUACAGGUCAAGCGCUCUUGCUCAGGAGUUGUUGUCUGAAAUGAGAAAGCCUGCUUAUGAAGAAAUAAAAUCAAAGAUUAGGAUUUAUAAUUUGGAAGGUUCAAUCUUUAAAUGGGCCAAUGAGGGUAAAGACCUCGAAGACAACAGAGGAAGGAAGACUACAGUCGCACACCCUUACAGUAGUCUGUGGGGAAAGUUACUGAAUGCAGAGCUGCGGUGCUCAGAACCCUCUGAAUCUGAUGAGAAUCAAGAGAAAGAUCAGAAUAAUUCAUCACCAAAAUCAAGUAAAAUGUGAAUGGUUGAGAAAAGAUUGGUAACAGGCAGGAAGCUCAAAAUUAGUUGCUGCCAGAGCAGAACAAACAUUUAGAGUCAUAUUACUGUCUUCAAAAAGUAGCAUACAAGGCUACAUUAUUAAUCCUUUCACUUCUCAGAGUGACCAAACAGAAAUAUUCGCACGUUUUCAAAUAAAAAGGUGAUAAGAAGCAAAGAAACAAAAUUUGAGAUACACACAAUCUGAUUGUCCAUUUACUAUGACAUCGGAAACCAACUGAUUGAUUUAAAAGUAUCGGUGCUAAAUAAAACGACGUUUGAUAGGAUAUAGUGGAGUUUCAUUGACUUUUUCCAUAAGCGGCUACCAAAAGUGUAAUAUACGGCUGAGCAGGAAAAAGGGGCCGUAAGGCAAAACCCUUACAAGAGAGGCUAGUUACAAGCCAAACAAACGGCGGUAAGAGGUCUUAUGGGCAGCGGUAGACCGCCGGUGAGCGCUUUUAUUGAAACCUCUGACAUAGUUAACUAAUCAUCUGGUCGAAUUAGAAGAACAAAUUAUUUAAAAAGCAAGGAACGAAUUGUUG